Petromyzon marinus (sea lamprey) is the source of this 7016-nucleotide messenger RNA. The record is from RefSeq and is a predicted model, not a curated record. NCBI's taxonomy places the organism in Eukaryota, Metazoa, Chordata, Hyperoartia, Petromyzontiformes, Petromyzontidae.
GCGCGUUGGAGAACGCAGGGAGACAAAGGCGGACGGGAGGGGGUUGUGGGGAGGGGGGGUGUAGAGAGAGAGAGCGCACGACGAACGACGUCUGUGGCGGGGGUGCCGGUGGCGCUCAGGACGCCGCACUGCUGCUUCAUCAGAAGGAUGAGCUCGGCCUCCUAGGAGGGGGGUGGGGGUGCUAGAGGAGAUGGCAAAGGCGUACGUGGACGCGAGCCAGAGUGGGGCACAGGCGGGGCCGUCGGGCCCUCGCUACAGCCUACCCCGCUCUCCCACGCUGGCGGAGCGCCUCCUGAAGGUCUACAACUACUCGGACAGCGUGGACCCUGCCAGCAAGUUUAAGAACGUCCGCUACGGGGACUCGACGGAUGUCAAGAACAUUAUCCACUCGAUGGUGGCGUCGAUCAGCGUGCAGUUUGAGGCGCACUACGGCAUGCGCCUGGUGCACACCGAGUCUGAGGAAAUCCACUGGCUGCACCCCGACCACGCCGUGUCGUACGUGCGCGAGAAGUACGAGGCGGCCCACCCGCCCGAGGAAUGGAGGUAUGAAUUAAGAGUGAGAUACUACCCCAAGCGUUACGUGGACCUCUUCAGCAAAGACAAGCCCACAUUCACCUACCUUUACCACCAGGUGCGUAGCGACUACAUGCAAGACUUUGCGGAACAUGCAGAUCAUGACACAGCAGUGCAGUUGGGCUGCUUAGAGAUCCGGAGAUACUACAGGGAGAUGCCGCAGAUGGCACUGGAUAAGAAAUCAAACUUCGAGUUGCUCGAGAGGGACGUGGGCUUGCGGAGGUUUUUUCCCAAGCAGAUCCUCGACACGUGCAAGGCCAAGAACCUGCGGAGGAUGAUCCAUCAGUCUUUCCGGCAGUAUGCCAGCUUCUCGGAGGAGCAGUGCAUGCUGAAGUUUUUUGAGAUCUUCUCCUCUAUAUACCGCUUCGAUCAAGAAAACUACAAGUGUGGGCUUGGGAGUGGAUGGAGCAUCUCUGUGGAGCUGGCUAUUGGCCCUGAAGAUGGAAUCAGCUACCUGACUGAUAAGGGCUCCUCGCCGACGCACCUGGCCGACUUCACGCAGGUCAAAUCGAUUCAGUACUCCCAGACGGAGGACCGCGACAGGAAGGGCACCCUGCAGCUGAAGAUCGCCGGAGCUUCGGAGCUGCUCACAAUCACCACACCCUCGCUCACGAUCGCGGAGAACAUGGCUGACCUCAUCGACGGCUACUGCCGGCUGGCAAACUCCACCGGCAAGUCGUUCGUUCUCCGUCAGCUCAAAGAUGGAGAGCGAGCGCUGCCGUCCAUUCCAAAGGUCCAAAAUAACGCCACUCACGCCGGAGCGACGAAGAAAGUAACCCCGGCUGCCAAGAAAGGCAACCUGUUUUUCCUCCCUUUUCUGAGCUGUUCCCAUCGCCGGCGCAAGGAUACAGACGACUACGCCGAGAUCGUGGACGAUGAAGACACAUACAACAUGCCGUCCAAAAGCAGUGGGAUAGUUGAAGCAAGGGACUACGAAAUUCCUCGGGACGAGGUGGAGUUGGUGACGUGUAUAGGGGAAGGGCAGUUUGGAGAUGUUCACAAGGGCAUUUACAAGAGUCCGAGCGACCCGAACAUGCCAGUGGCUGUGAAGACGUGCAAGGAGAGCUGUUCGGACAGCGUUCGGGAGAAGUUCCUUCAAGAGGCGUACACCAUGCGGCAGUUUGAUCACCCACACAUCGUCAAGCUGAUCGGCGUCAUAUCGGACCCGCCCAUAUGGAUCGUGAUGGAGCUGUGCAAGUACGGGGAGCUGCGCUCGUACCUGCAGUCAAACUGCUACACACUGGACCUCGGUACGCUCAUUCUCUACAUCUACCAGCUCAGCACGGCCCUCUCCUACCUGGAGAGCAAAAAGAUCGUGCACAGAGACAUUGCGGCGAGGAACGUGCUGGUGUCGUCGGCGGACUGCGUGAAGCUCGCCGACUUUGGGCUGUCGCGGCACAUGGAGGACGACACCUACUACAAGGCCUCCAAAGGGAAGUUGCCGAUAAAGUGGAUGGCUCCUGAAUCCAUAAAUUUCCGAAGGUUCACCUCCGCAAGUGACGUCUGGAUGUUCGGUGUGUGCAUGUGGGAGAUCCUCAUGUUCGGAGUGAAGCCCUUCCAGGGCGUCAAGAACAACGACAUCAUCGGGCGCAUCGAGAAUGGCGAGCGGCUGCCCAUGCCCCACAACUGCCCGCCCACGCUCUACAGCAUCAUGACCAAGUGCUGGUCCUACGACCCCAGCAAGCGGCCGCGCUUCCUCGACCUCAAGCAGCAGCUAAGCGACAUCUACGAGGAUGAGAAGACCCAGCAGGAGGACCGACAGAAGAGGGAUCAUCGGCGGAUAGCGCCGCCCUGGACAGCCGGAGGGGCCGACGAGGCACCCCCUAAACCAAGCAGACCGGCGUUUCCAGGAGGUCGAGUGGUGGACAUGUCCCACGGGAGCCCAGUGCACCCCCACAUGAACCAUCACCAGGCGGUGGGAUCCUCGGUGGCGAUGCCAGCUGUGGCAGGGCCCAUCUACCAGAGCACGGGUCCCCUGAGUGACACCUGGAUCCAGCCACACUCGGGCGAGCUCUCGCCUGCGCGCCCCAUCAGCAGCGAGUCCUACGACGGACCGGAGCAUGCUCGCCGGGUCAUGGAGCUGGAGCAAGCGCUGCUGGAGCAACGGCUGCAUCAGCAGCAGCAGGAUAUGGUCGCCGACGAGAAGUGGCUGGAGAACGAGGAACGCCUUCUGAAACCAGAUCACUGGACGUCCCGGAACAGUGACGGCCUUCACGACAGCGGAUAUCGCGGAAUGAGCUCCGAACACCAACCCGUCUAUCAGCCAGUGGGUAAACCCGAACCACCGGCGCCGCCUAGGAAGCCGCCUCGCCCGGGCGCCCCAACCCACCAGCCCGGCUUACCCGCUAUGGUGACCGCCGCCCCCGAAGCCCAGAACGGGGGCCCUAAGCUCUGGAGGACCCCCCCGCAGGAGAUCACGCCACCCCCCACGGCCGACCUGGACCGCACCAACGACAAGGUGUACGAGAACGUGACGGCCCUCGUCAAGGCCGUGCUUGAGAUGUCGGCCAAGAUCCAGCCCGCCGCGCCCGACGAGUACGUCGCCAUGGUCAAGGACGUGGGGCUGUCGCUGAGGACCCUGCUCGCCAGCGUCGACGAGGCGAUCCCCACGCUCCCGUCCUCGUCUCACAGAGAGGUGGAGAUGGCGCAGAAGGUGCUCAACUCGGACCUGGCCGAGCUAAUCGGCAAGAUGAAGCUGGCGCAGCAGUACGCCAUGACCACGCUGCAGCACGACUACAAGAAGCACAUGCUCACCGCCGCGCACGCGCUCGCCAUGGACGCCAAGAGCCUCCUGGACGUCGUCGACCAGGCGCGCAUCCGCCUCAUGGCGCCGGUCGCGCCCGCCGGGGGCGCCCGCUGGUGAUGGCGCUGGUCUCGCCCGGCCGACACCCUCCCCCCGCCGAGACUCUGCCCUCCCGGCGAUCCACGCAAGAGCGCCGGUUUGAAAUCUUCCUCGGCUGGCAUCGCCGAUCCGCAUAUCUAUCAAGGGCCCCACCCCCCCCCCCCGCCGUCCACCACCACCAACGCGGAGGCUUAUUUUUAAUUUUUAGAACAAUCGAUUUCCUCUCCGUCACUCAUUUCUGCCGCGGAGUCGUACGGGCGAGUCGUCGGUCGGUUCGUGGCUGUUGGCUGGUGCCCCCAGGGGUCGCCACUGGUCCAGUCAUUGCGCCGGCAAAGUGCCGCCGAUUCGGUUCCAGUGACGGUGACCCGUUACGUGCUGCCGACUCGCGGCGGGCGGUUGCCUACCUGGCCCUUGGGGGGCGGGGGGUGGUUGGACGAUGACCCCCCCCCCCGAAACUGUUGCUACAACCGUACCAAAAAAAAAAGUAGCGACCGGCUUGUGACGCGCGGACGCUGUCGUUCGUCGUCGUCACGGUGCGUGCGUCGGGGCUGGGGACGUCGGCUGCGCUCGAGUCCAUUGAGAUUCACUACCGCUCCGUGAGAGAAGUGGCCCGGGGGGGGCACCUUCUUGCUAAUGCGAGCAAGGGGGAGAGAGGUGGGCGGUGUGCCGGCGUUCGCAAGUGACGACGCUGUGAGAUUUUGUUUCGGGGUGGGGGGGUGGGCUGGGUGGGGUGGUGGAGGUGGGAAAGAAAAAAAACGUUAACGCCUCGCUGUUGUGAAUCAUUACCUUGCAUGGUAACGCUCGGCCUGGCUCGUACGCUCGCUCUGCGACGUUUGACGCCAACCCGGCAGCUUUCCGGGUUGGCACAGGGGGACGAAAACCUCCGCAUGACAAAGGCGGCGGUACGCCCAGGGAGGAGGGCGUUUCGUGCGGGGUGGUGGUGGUGGUGGUGGGGAGUGUUGGCCUGGGCGAAAGAACAAAACUGCAACAACUGCAGUGAGUCCGUUACCCAAUUAACGGCGGUGUCUUUCUUUACAAAACAUAAAGGGAACAAAUUAAUGUGGGUAAGAGUGUUGACGGUUUAACAUUAGCAAGGAAGUCUUGUGCACGACUCUGCAUAGGCUUAAGUACUGUUUGCAUGUUAAGAAAAGAGCUACACCCAUUAUUAUUAUUAUAUCCUGUAUAGCAGUGGCUUAUACGAAUCAUUUAUAUACUGUAAUGCAAAUGUAAUUGGAAGUGCUCGUGUACUUGCUCUUCCUGAAAGCAGGUCUGCUAACCAAAUGUUACUCAACAAACUGUCUCUUAUUGGGGGGGAGGGGGGGGUUUGUUGGUUGUUAUAAUUAAGUGAUAUCAUUUUCUUGCAACACUGGUGUUCGCAGGGGGUGUGCGCUAACCUACAUUUUAGGUUCUGUUUCCAAACGGCUGUCAUUUGCCAAUGCAGCGAUUGGUACUCGAGUCGUCAAAACAUAGGGUGUUUGUGUCUGUUGUACAUUUUAUAAAGUCCUUUUUGUACAAAAACUCAGCGUUAACCAGCUUAGUAACAAAUUCUGCAGCCGGUUUUCAGGGCGCGUCUUUUCACAAUUUGAGUGAACACUAUUCAUUGAUUCCGCCCCCCCCCCCUCCCCGCCUCCUUCUGACCGUCUUUCACAGAUGUCGACUUACGUUACCGCCCGUUAACCAUUUAGCCAUGCAAUCUGUGGCCAAACGGCUUACGGGUGGCAACCGUUGUACCAUUUUUAACCGGCAUGCGAUGCACACCAACGCCCAACUUUGUAGUCCCUGCUGCCCGACGUUCCCACGCGUCUGCUCGCCUCCGACUUGCGCAAGCCUUCUACCGAAAUGUACGACGUUUGGCAUUGGAUAAUAGAACAUUAAAUAUUAACUUUAUUCUCGGCAGCUGUAACAGUAUUCACACUGGAAUCGCUUUCUUUUUCCCCCCCCCUCCCCCUCGCUCUCACGGCACCGCCCGAGGGGGGCGAUUACUCUCGGCGGCACAGCUUGCCGCGCAGAGAGCGCUCGCGGUCGGUCCUAGCCUCUGACGGCGGCCUUUUAUCGACGUUUUGCUCUUCUGAAACGACAAGGCGGGAACCCCGCCGCUCAUGCCCACAGUUCCACACGCAGUCGCGCUUGCGCCGUCGUUAUGCACGAGUGUUGUGAGCUUAGCGCGAUGACGGGUUGUUGUUGUUGUUGUGGUUGUCGGUGCUCUCUGUAGUCUGGCGGGCCUGUCUUCUGGGUCCGCUGUCACGGCAAGCACUGAAACACGGCUGUUACGUGGCGGUUAUCUUGCUGUGUCUGCUAUUUACUUUAUAUCCCGCUUCUGCCACAGGAGAAUGUAGAAGAAGUUCAUUAAAUAUUUGUUUUCUUCUCAUAACUGUAUAUUUGCAUUUUUAAAGAAUUGACUCUAAAUAUAUGUUCCCUUUAUUCGAGAAUCCAGGUAAAUUAUAAUAGAUGAAUAUUCUCUGGUAGAAUAUGAGAUGUACAGAUUAUGCCUGGAGGGCCUGCCAGGCCACAUCCCAUAAGUUUAGCCAAACUCCCAUAAUUUUGUCAUAUAUUUGGUGCUUUUUUUUUGCUUUGUACAUUGGUUCCAGGAUUCUGACUGCACGGCUCCAUUUUGAACAAUGACGGAAAAACGCGCCCAUGGCAAACGCAGCGCCAUCGCCGUUCCCCUGCAGACAGGCCGUCGAUGCUGCGCUGCGUGCACUGUGACUCGCCAAACUCUCAGUGGGCUUUGCAAAUGCUGUGUUUGUCGACUGCCCUUGGUGACACGAGUUGGACUAGAGGGAUCUUUGUGUUUUUUCUGGCCAUUAUAAAGUGCGUAUUAACACUUAUUUCCCCUACCCCCCCCCCCACACUCGAAUGACGUUACCCCUUGCCGAUACGCGAAAAUGUGAUAUACAGGGCAACGUUAACUGCGUUCAAUCACAAACGGAUUCAGAAUUCUCUUAUGUAAAAACUGCUCCGCAUAUCAAAUGCUAUUAUCCAAUGUAGCUAACAGCUCACAUUUGUUUUACUUCGUCGCACCGCUGUAGAGAAAGCAUUUUAUAUCGCGGGAGGUUCACCAUGACCCAGCUUUCAGCAUGGGGGGGGGAGGUGCAUGGUUGCAUUGUUGAAAUCAAAUGUCAGCUGUGAAUGGGCGGUCCAUGUAAUGUCGAUAAUUGGCUUGUACGGCAUGGUUCUUGGUGUUGCAACUGGCGGUGAUGGUCGCACCAGAACGAGGUGCCCUUUCCUAGAUUUCUGGAGGGACGCCUGCAACGCUUUUGAUGAUGAUGAUGAAGAAGGGCAUGGGGCGCUCUUAACUUUGAAAAACAAUCGCGUGGCUCGGCACCUGGUUCAGCCUGAAGAGAGGAGUCUUGAUUGUGCCGUGUGAACGAUGGAAUUGCCCCCCUCCCGCUUUGGAAGCAACCCUGGGUUUAUCGCAUCUUUGGGAGGUGAUACCAUUUGUAGUCGUCCGGAGUGGGAUACUUUUUUUUCCGUCGUUCAUUCUAAUAUUUUUUUUACCUCUAAAUCUCACUGUAGUCGGUUGACGUUUUCAUGUCCGUACGUUUGGUUGCCAUGUAUAAAUAAUCAUUUUCUAAUAAAAAAAAUACAACAACAACAAAAA